Thlaspi arvense is the source of this 456-nucleotide messenger RNA. The record is from the annotation of a GenBank genome assembly. Lineage: Eukaryota; Viridiplantae; Streptophyta; Magnoliopsida; Brassicales; Brassicaceae.
AUGGGACUAGGGAUUGAGCCGCGGGAAUCAGAUCAUGUCUUUGCUUGCUACACAAGCUUGUUGCAGAUUAAGAAACAGAGCGAAACAGAGGAAGAUGAGAAGAUGAUGAAGUGCGAGGUACUCAAAUGCGGUUUCAGUAUGGUGUUUGAACUCGAGGGAACUAAUGAUCAUGAUAACGUCUCUUGGGAAGUGAGCUCUGAUGAACCUUUAAUGGUGGAUAACUCUGAUGAAUCUCCAAUGGUGGAUGAUCACAUUAUCCAAGAAUCGGAUGUCAUUUCCAUAGACGGACAAGGCUCUGAUUAUGAUGAAGGCCAACAAGAAGAACAAACAUCUUGCAUGGCAAUGCCAAUCUUGGAUCAAGCAAUGACGCAGUGCAAAACAUUGGUGAUGAAGCAUCUCCAAACGUUGCAGCUACAACAGAGAUUCAACAUCAAUGUAACUCUGGUGCUAUUGUAA